Messenger RNA from Fonsecaea pedrosoi CBS 271.37, 3783 nucleotides. Its product is annotated as myosin-1. Gene Ontology annotation, biological process: endocytosis; vesicle transport along actin filament; actin filament organization. Bases 1 to 3783 code for a protein of 1260 amino acids. The transcript has 3 exons. Gene Ontology annotation, cellular component: myosin complex; microvillus; vesicle. The record is from RefSeq and is a predicted model, not a curated record. Lineage: Eukaryota; Fungi; Ascomycota; Eurotiomycetes; Chaetothyriales; Herpotrichiellaceae. Gene Ontology annotation, molecular function: actin filament binding; ATP binding; microfilament motor activity.
AUGGGUCAAACAAAGCGCCGCGAAGGCAAGACCUCUCGCGCACCUAAAUCGUCUCUUUUUGGCGGCGGCAAGUCUUCACACGCAGAUUCCGGGCAACCGCAGAUCAAGAAAGCGACCUUUGAGAUCACGAAAAAGAAGGAAGUGGGCGUCUCAGAUCUCACACUGCUGAGCAAAGUCUCAAAUGAGUCAAUCAAUGACAACCUCAAGAAGCGCUUUGAACAUGGCGAGAUCUACACCUAUAUCGGCCAUGUGUUGGUCUCAGUCAACCCCUUCCGAGACUUGGGGAUCUACACAGACCAGGUCGUCCAGAGCUACCGUGGGCGCAAUCGUCUCGAAGUUCCCCCGCACGUGUUUGCCGUUGCAGAGUCGGCCUACUACAACAUGAAGGCAUACAAAGACAACCAAUGUGUCAUCAUUUCUGGUGAGUCGGGCGCAGGCAAGACGGAAGCCGCCAAGCGCUUGAUGCAGUACAUUGCCAGUGUCUCUGGCGGAACCGACUCUAGGAUCCAGAGAACCAAGGAUAUGGUCCUGGCCACAAAUCCUCUCCUCGAGUCCUUCGGCAAUGCCAAAACACUACGAAAUAACAACUCCUCUCGUUUCGGAAAAUACCUCGAGCUCGAGUUUAAUGAACAAGGUGAGCCUGUGGGGGCCAAGGUCACAAACUACCUGCUGGAAAAGAGCCGGGUGGUGGGACAGAUCACAAACGAGCGGAACUUCCACAUUUUCUAUCAGUUCACGAAAGCUGCCCCGAAGGAGUACAGAGAUUCUUUUGGUGUACAGCAACCUCAGUCGUACGUAUAUACGAGCCGGUCGAAAUGCUUCGAUGUACCAGGAAUAGACGACGCGAACGAUUUCCGAGAGACGGUAGAAGCCAUGCAGAUUAUUGGUCUAACAAAGGCUGAGCAGGACAAUAUCUUCCGGCUUCUGGCUGCCAUUUUGUGGAUCGGGAAUAUCACAUUCAGGGAGAAUGAUCAAGGAGGUGUCGACAUUGCAGAUACAUCCGUGGUGGAUUUUGUCGCUUAUCUGCUAGAGGUGGAAUCAUCUCAUGUGCACAAAGCUAUGACCAUCAGAAUUGUCGAAACAGCCCGCGGUGGAGGACGCAGAGGGUCCAUCUACGAGUCGCCCCUGAACCCAGUCCAGGCUAGUGCUGUCCGAGAUGCGCUUGCCAAAGCCAUAUACUUCAAUCUGUUCGAUUGGAUUGUGGCGCGAACCAAUGUCUCGUUGAGAUCACAGGGCGUGGUGAAGAACACGAUUGGUAUUCUUGAUAUCUACGGGUUCGAAAUUUUUGAGAAGAACUCGUUCGAGCAGUUGUGCAUCAACUACGUCAACGAAAAGUUGCAGCAAAUCUUCAUCCAACUGACCUUGAAAGCCGAGCAGGAAGAGUAUGCCCGCGAACAGAUUCAGUGGACCCCGAUCAAAUAUUUCGACAACAAAGUCGUCUGCUCUUUGAUCGAGGACAAGAGACCCCCGGGUGUUUUUGCUGCUCUCAACGACGCCUGCGCAACAGCCCAUGCAGACUCCGGAGCUGCCGAUCAGACCUUUGUUGGCCGACUGAACUUUCUCUCAAGUAACCCCAACUUUGAGAGCAGACAAGGUCAAUUUAUCAUCAAGCAUUAUGCAGGCGAUGUGAGCUAUCAGGUUGCAGGAAUGACGGACAAGAACAAGGAUCAACUUCUGAAAGAUCUUCUGAAUCUGGUCAGCGAGAGCUCUAAUGGAUUUGUCCACGAGCUAUUUCCCAAUCAGGUGGACCAGGACGACAAGCGACGACCUCCAACUGCUGGGGAUAAGAUCAAGAUAUCUGCCAAUGAACUGGUGGAUACACUGAUGCAAGCACAGCCGUCGUACAUCCGAACCAUCAAACCCAACGAGAACAAGUCGCCCAAGGAAUACAACGAGCCUAACGUGCUCCACCAGAUCAAAUAUCUGGGUCUACAAGAAAACGUUCGCAUCCGGCGAGCUGGUUUCGCCUACCGUCAGACUUUUGACAAAUUCGUGGAAAGGUUCGCCUUGUUGUCACCUAAACUUUCUUACGCCGGAGAAUACACCUACACAGGAGAUGUCAGGACUGCGUCGGAAAUUAUUUUCAAAGACACCAGCAUUCCCAAAGAGGAAUAUCAGAUGGGCGUGACCAAAGCAUUUAUCAAGACUCCAGAGACUUUGUUUGGGCUUGAGCAUAUGAGAGACCGGUACUGGCACAACAUGGCCGUCCGCAUUCAGAGGGCUUGGAGAAACUACCUGCGAUAUCGAGCCGAGGCAGCGACCAGGAUCCAAAGAUUCUGGCGCAAAUCCAAGGUUGGCGUUAAAGAGGUUGAAUUUCGAGAUCAGGGACACAGACUUUUGGGAGGUCGGAAGGAACGCCGCAGAUACAGCUUGCUUGGUUCCAGACGAUUUUUCGGGGAUUACCUUGGUCUCAACAUGCCGGGUGGUCAAGGCCGUGUGCUCAGAGAUGCGAUCCACCUCAAUCCUCAGGAACGUUGUGUGUUUUCAGCGCGUUGUGAGCUGUUGGUUACCAAGUUUGGACGAUCCUCGCAGCGGAUGCCACGGAUUCUUGUCCUGACUCCCAAAUCGGUCUACAUCAUUGUGCAAGCCGUGGUAAACAACCAACUCCAGAUCUCUGCCGAAAGAACAAUACCCAUUGGCGCGGUGAAAUAUGUCUCGUGUUCGAACCUGCGGGAUGAUUGGUUUGCCCUGGGUGUUGGGUCUGCCCAGGAGCCAGAUCCUCUCAUCAACUGUGUUUUCAAGACUGAAUUCUUCCUGCAAUUCAAGACAGUCGCAGUUGGCGGCAUGAACCUCAAAAUCGGACCUCAAAUUGAGUACAACAAGAAACCAGGGAAACCUGCGGUGGUCAAAGUUCAGAAAGAUCCAGGCGUCACUCGCGACGACGUGUAUAAAUCAGGAACGAUCCACGUGCCGCAAGGAGAACCAGCCAAUUCGGUCUCGAAACCGACUCCGCGAGCUAAAGCGGUUGCCAGACCUAUUACGACUGGUAAGCUGCUCAGACCAGGGGGACCAGGAGGCCAACCGUCCAAGACUACUGCGAGACGAGCUGUUCCGGCACCUAGACCCGCAGUUCAAGCGCAGCGUCCUGUUCCCACUCCUGCUGCUGCGCAUGCACUUCCUCAACAGCUCAAUGGCGCAUCAUCGCACGCCCGAAAUGACUCUGCAUCAUCAUAUGGUCGAACAGCAGCUCCGCCGCCCCCACCGCCGCCUCCAGCUGCACCCCCUGCCGCAGUGCCUUCCCAGCCCCAAGCUAAAGUAAAGUACAACUUCAACUCUCCUAAUGAGAACGAGCUGUCUGUCGAGGCGGGAGAGAUUGUGGAGAUUGUGCAGAAGGAAAACAACGGCUGGUGGCUCUGCAAGAACCCUCGCACCCAGGCGCAAGGCUGGACGCCGUCUGCCUACGUCGAAGAGAUUGAGCAGGCGCGCGCCGCACCUCCGCCACCUCCACCUCCAGCUGCACAUCAUCGUCCGGUUCCAACACCAUCGGUUGUGGUCAACGGUGGGCACAAGCCUGGAACACCGCCCGUUGGUGGUAGGGCCAAACCCACGCCGCCAGCACCACCUGCAAAACGACCGGUCCCAGGAGCAAGGAAACCGGACCUCUCCCCGGCCAGAGAUAGUGCCGUCGGUCUGGGCACGAACAGUGGGAGCAAUUCUGGGCGGGCUACGCCGAGCAGUCUUGGAGGCGGCAGUCUCGCUGGUGGACUGGCCGAGGCACUGAGAGCAAGACAGAGCGCGAUGAGUGGAAGAGACAAGGAUCGUGACGAAGAUGACGACUGGUAA